Molecule: messenger RNA, 4579 nt
Organism: Mercenaria mercenaria
Lineage: Eukaryota; Metazoa; Mollusca; Bivalvia; Venerida; Veneridae
Product: SPRY domain-containing SOCS box protein 3-like
Exons: 1
Coding region: 389-1084 (231 amino acids)
Biological process (GO): proteasome-mediated ubiquitin-dependent protein catabolic process; intracellular signal transduction
Cellular component (GO): SCF ubiquitin ligase complex
Molecular function (GO): protein binding
Source: RefSeq, a predicted model, not a curated record
CCGUUAUAAGGACCGUUACAAAAAUGCAUACAUCACAUUUCUGUUACUGCGCUUGUUCGCAAGAAUCUACGUGAAAAUCUUGCUUUUUUAAAGUCUUCAAGUGACUUAAUGACUUUUUUUCGAAGUAAGAAUAAAAUACUUGAAAUAGUUGCAACUGUGUGCCUUUAAAGCUACUGCCACAUAUAUGGUAUUAACAUAUAUGGAUUUUCGUAGUAAUUAUUAAUGAGGAAUGUUCCAUUCUGCGAAAUGAAACUGCGUCUGCGCAUGAACAAUAUUGACUUUAAUCACAAUCACGAAGACGAACAAAUAAGAUUGCAGGAAUAAUCAAUAAGUUGACAAUUUGAUUCAUUUGGCGUUCUUUGUGGAACUAUAUUGAACGCUGGUCACCAUGGUGCACCAUCAUUCGGACUUGAUGUCACUGAUGUUGCAAGGCUGUGACGAUUACUGGGCUUGGAACAAAAAAGACAAAUCACACGAGGUGAAACUUCUCGGAACAAGACAGCAAACUGCUCAUUUUCAUCCAAAAUGGUCGAACGGUACCGCCGGCGUCCGCGGAACCAGGUGUUUGAACUACGGUACACAUUACUGGGAGGUUAAAGUGUCACAAAGACUGUUCGGGACGAGCCUGAUGUUCGGGGUUGGUACGAAACACGCACGACUACAUGUGGACGCAUUUGUGAACUUGGUCGGUGAGGAUGAUCAAAGUUGGGGUAUUUCUCAUAAAGGGAUUGCGUGGCAUAACGGAAAAGGCCGAAAUUUUACGAAACCGUUCCGUGAGAAUGAAGCAACAACAGUCGGAAUAUUGUUUGACUGGUCAAAAGGAACGUUAUCAUAUUUUCAAGAUGGUGAACCCUUGGGUGUGGCUUUUUCAGGACUAAAUCGUGUGAAUCAAGAACUUUAUCCUAUUGUGUGCUCAACCGCUGCUAAAACGGAAAUGACGCUCGGCCGACGCCGUCGGAUGUACCAUAAUCUUCAGGAUCGCUGCCGGGCAGCCAUUGUGUCAAAACUGAAAGAAGAGAAACAAAUAGACUCUUUACCCUUGCCAAAUAGAAUGAGAUCCUUUUUGAAGGACACUUUACGAUGAUGGAGAAAUAUCUAUUGAACGUACAUCAGUGCUAAUUGAGUUAAAUCAGCAGGGACAAUGUGCAAAUGAUGGAAAGUUGUGCAAUUUAGUUAGUAUUAUUUUGUAAUGAUAACUUUUAUAAUUUGUAAUGAACUUCAUUUUUGUUAUUAACAACAACAACAAAACUGUACAAUUUUUAUUUUGCCUACAGAUGUCUUUCACAAACUUUGAUACUAAUUUCUUUUUGUAUUGAAUUGUUAUGAAUGAUAAUGCGUUUUAAAAAAUGACGAUUCAUCAUUUUUGAAUCAAACAUUUAUUUUAUAUUAUUUUUUUUAUUCUUUGCAGAAUAUGUAAUAUGAUACAGAAAGAUAGAUGUAUAAGUUAUUAUUUUAGGCUAAAAUUGCGACUGUGUUUUUCUGUCAUAUUAUAACAGUGAAAUUCAAACUACGAACAUGCGUAUCAGCUGUGAAUUUUCUUUGUUUCUUUAUGACAAAAAUUCGGAAAAAGCCGUUGCCUAGUAAAUGGAUCGAUACCAAAUUAUUCACUGAUCAGCUGUCAAGCUUCCAUUCUGCGGCAGCCGAUCAAUGACAAAUUGUCGUCUGCUAUUCAGCACGGUAUCGAUUCCACAAAUAGUAAAACACCUGGCAAUAUGUAGCAUUGUCUCCGUUAGAAAUUUGAAUUAUCUUUAAUUAGAUUUCUUUCUAGCAAUAUGAGCUUUUGCAAAAUCAUAUGGGAUUCGGCAAAUUCUUUGUUCAUUUUCAGCUAAAAUAAAUUGAUUUCUGCCAAACAAAAAUAAAAAAUAUAUGACUAAACUUGACAUAUCUUAAUGAUUUUAAAUGUUCGUUGAAAAUUUAAUAAAUAACAAUAAAAUGAUCCUUUUGUUUAUAUAUUUUAUCAUAAAUAUUCAUAUCAACAGAUGUUUCGUAUGUCCUAGUGUUACAAUGUGUAAAUGUAGCUAAUUAACUAAUGUUUUGUGUGUAUGUUUAUAAAUUUGAGUCGUUGCGAGAAAAUGGACGCGUUUUUUUAAUUCGUUUAGAAGUUUUGGCCAUCACAGAAUUUACAAAAUUUAGUGCGAGCUUUUCUCUUUAAAAAAAUUAGUACUUUUUACUUUGAUUUUAUUUUAAUAGCUUGUCAGAUCGCACAAAAUAUAGCAUUCGGUCCUUUAUUUUCACCAUGCAAUAUAGGAAGUGUCUAGGGGUACGGAUCCGUACUUCUAGACACUUUACAGUAUAUAGUGUCUAUUUUGACGCGACGACUCUCGUGUAUAAAUGUUUUAUUUAUUGUAUACAUGUAGUAUAACCGGACAAUAAUAUAAAGUUUAUUAUUCCGUCCGAAGGGAUGAGAUAUCUAGUCAAGAUGUUUUUGUAACAUAUAAAUAUAAGUUAUAACUUGUAAAUAUUUGUACAUAACUAUUUUAUAAAGAACUAUUUGCCAAAUGUUUCAUUCUUACCACAGCAAAGGUGCUUCAUUUUUAUUUAUUUGUUCCAAAAUUGAUCCUUAAUAGCUUUAUCCUCCUGAAAACGCAUUAUAAAUUGAUGUGGUUCUGUCCUAGGACAGUAGACUACUAUUCUUAAUUUAUUGGUUGCAAAUGUCAUAAAAUCAUACCUUUAUAUUAGAAAGAGAAAAAACUGUAUUAUAGUGUAAAUAGAGCAUUUAUGGCUACAAAAGAACCAUAAGAUUUUGACUGUUUUUGUUGUUUAUGAAAUCUGAACAGUUUAAGACAUAUAAGAAAGUUUAAAAAACUACAAACAUAUUAAUUUAGAUUUACCUAAUGAGCACGGGAUUAAGAAAACAGUAUAUAAAACUGCUGUGGUCCAUCUCUCAGGUGAAAAAAAGAUCUAAACUUGUAUACAUAUUUUAUUCUGCUUAACCAAAUCGGACAAAUCUUAUGAAUAUUCGUAUAAUUUCGUAACAACAGUCAAAACCUAAUGGAUCAUUGAAGUCAGAUAUUCGUGUAUUAUAUACAUAAUGAUAGAUGUGGUUUACGGGCCGGACCGUGCAAUAAUAGAGACACAAAAUGUGGAUCUUGUACAUAAAUAGUAGUUAGUACCAGUACUAGAUCGAUCUUAUGUUGAGUUUUAUAAAAUAUUUCAUUUAAUUAUCAUAUGUGGUCAAGUAUUUCAUUCAUUUAUUCAUUCAUUUAUUCAUUCUUUCAUUCAUUAAGUCGUAAUUUCAUUCAUUCAUUCAUUCAUUCUCACUGUCGUGUAACAGCACAUUUUGCUGUGCAGCGUGAGGAUCAUUCAUUCAUCCAUCCAUCCAUCCAUCCAUCCAUCCAUUCAUUCAUUCAUUCAUUCAUUCAUUCAUUCUCACUGUCUUGUAACAGCACAUUUUGUUGUGUAGCGUGAGAUUCAUUCAUUCAUUCAUUCAUUCAUUCAUUCAUUCUCACUGUCAUGUAACAGCACUUGCUGUGCAGUGUGAGGAGCGAAUCUCUGUGGCAUGGACUCGUCAGCACGGUGGUGCUGUCCCCAUUUUAGGGUAUAUCAUUUUUUACUUUGAAAAAUUAUUACUUAUUAUUAUUCCUAAAAAUGUUUUGGUUUCUAUGUUUUGUCUAGAAAAAAUGACAAGUGUACAAGCGCUUGACUUGUUUUGUACCGUGAAGUUUUGUGUAGACGAGGUAUAGCUCUAAAUGUAUAUAGAAAUGAAAUGUUUCAUAUUUAUUUAUUUAUUGAUUUAUUUAUCAAUUCGUCUGUUUAUUUAUUUGAUUUCAGUAUUUAUUUGAUAUGUGUCAAUAUUGGAGGACGCAUCUGUCUCAAUGAGAAAAAUAUCAGAUAUGAUACAUUUAUAUUUUUGUAUAUAGUUCGUCAGUUUCCCUUCACGGACGUUGAAUUCCACAAUUUUCACGGAUUCAGAAAUCGGACAUGUAAAUAACUAUUUAUUCUAUAUUUCAAUUGUACCUCUUUGGAUAUAUUGUUCUAAAACAAAAAACAGUCAACAGAACUAUUUGAAAAUAGGCGAAGCAUGUGGGUGUAUACACGUUUUCUUUCUGCCAAAAAGUGUUAUGAAUAUUUAACAGUGACAAAAUCAGAUUAAUGUUUUCAUUCUGACAGCUUUUUCAUAUUUCUUAAUCGAUACAAACUCAUUUUGUAGAAACUCAUUUUGUAGAAAUCUUUCCAUUUUAACUUUUUUUUGGAUUCUACAUACUUUUCUAGUGAUCUUUUAAUAAUGAAAGAAAAAGUGCUGUACGUUUGUAUUAAUGCUGUUUGAACUUUUUUUAUACAAAUUUUCCUGAAUGUGAGGUGUUUUCCAACUUUUGUAAUAUUUUAUACUUAAUACUGGGAAUAUAUGGUCAGUCGUAUGAAAACGUUGAUAGCAUGCAUGUGUAUGUGAGAUUUGUGACUUAGUAUGCUAGAAAUGUCAUUUGUAUGUAAGAUUCAGAUUUUAUAUGUAAGAUAUGUGUAGGUAAGGUAUGUGGCUUUGUGUGCUAGUAUAUGUUUACUUGUUGCUUGUGAAAAUGAACAAGUUAUAUGUAUUUCUUACCUUCGCGAGUAAAUGAACAAAAUAAAUAUUGAUUUUCUA